AGCAUCAUGGCCAAUGGUCGAGGGAUUUGAUUGAGAAAGUUGGGCUGAUUCUCGAGCAUCCGCGCCAACCAAGACGUGCUUCUGCGAGCCCCGACUGAACCGAACAGACAGCCAUGCAAGCCGCACUCGUCCCUUUUCAGGAAGCCCAUGCCACUGGUUUGGCCCAGCCUGUCGCAGACUUCCUGAGUCCAGUCCCUCCUGCGCAUAACCCAGGUCGAUUAUAUGACUUCUACCGCGCGUCGAAUGAUGAUAAAAUCGAAGGCGACGUCCGCUAUGCGCUCAAGUACAACAAGAACACGCGCAUGUCCCCAAAGGAAAGCGGAGCCUGGGUCGACAUCAUCGUGAGCUACUGGCGCGCGGUCAAGGAAAUAAUAAGGGCGGACGAGGCAGCGAACCAAGGCAGACUCGGAGACCGCCAAUAUGUCCUCGUGUAUGACACAUGGAAAGACUUGACGAGUACCUUCAUCAAGCACAUAUCGAACGGACUGCUGCCACCCUGGGUCAUCUUCACACUUUACUUCACUGCGAACCACCUGAGGAAGAUUGCUAUUAGGGCAGACGAACAUUUGGCCAAGUCGAAACCUGCAGCCUUUAGUACCGGCUUCUCGGACGACGUAGUGACCACCGUUGCCCAAAACCAGAAGCUCGAGGAAGCUGCACGAGUCUUCAACCGGAUAUUCGCUCUUUGUCUAGGGGACAGGAACCCAGAUCUGUCCGAGUCUCGCAAGUGGGGUGUGUAUUGCAUAGCCAAUCUACAGUUUAAGACGUAUUUCAAGUUGAAAGCUAUCAGCCUUUCGAAGAACGUAGUGCGGUCGAUCGAGGCACAGAGUGACCUUCCACCCUUCGAGCUAUAUCCCAGAGCGCACCGAGUCACAUACAAAUACUAUACAGGCGUCCUUGCCUUUCUACAGGAGGAUUAUGCAAAGGCGGAGAAGAAUUUACAGGGAGCUUGGGAGUCUUGCUGGUCACGCUCUCUUCAGAACAAGUCCCUCAUCCUUACCUAUCUGAUACCUUGCCGUCUCAUUACACAACAUAAGGUCCCCUCAGCGGCCCUGCUCGCCGCAGCACCACGUUUAGAACGCAUCUUCGGACCCCUCGUAUCGUGCAUAAAGCGAGGCGAUCUUACAGGCUUCGACAAGGCCCUUGCAGAAGGCGAACCCGAGUUCGUUCGUCGCCGCAUCUUCCUAACUCUCGAGCGAAGCCGCGACAUCGCCUUGCGUAACCUACUCAGGAAAGUCUACCUAGCUGCAGGCUUCGACGAUUUAAAAGAAGGACAAACGGAGAAGGACAGGAUACGGAAGUCUAGGAUACCGUUAGCGCACUUUGUGGCGGCCCUCAAGAUGGGUAUGUCAGGAGAAGGCAGCGGCCAAGCCGUGGAGGACGAUGAGGUCGAGUGCUUAUUGGCGAAUCAGAUAUACAAGGGGCUAAUGAAGGGUUAUAUUUCCCGCGAGCACGCCAUGGUCGUUCUGAACAAAAAGGGUGCUUUCCCCGGAACAGGGGUGUGAAGCCUAAAGUGCAUUGCCUACUCCUAUCCACAGUAGCACAACCCGACACCGAUCAAGUACGCAAUGCGACACGUCACUGGAUAGCACGACCACACCGUUGCACCACUGCUACAUGAUCAGCGUCUUCGUACGCAAGCACAGGGUGCCCCGUCGCAGUGCAUUGCAGACCAAGUCACUGCGCGCAAAGCAGGCGGUGCUGCAUGCAAGAAGACAUCGGCUAUAGAUACCGAUACAUCAAUAAGAACUGCGAUCUACUCAAACCGUCUAG
Molecule: messenger RNA, 1773 nt
Organism: Cucurbitaria berberidis CBS 394.84
Lineage: Eukaryota; Fungi; Ascomycota; Dothideomycetes; Pleosporales; Cucurbitariaceae
Exons: 6
Coding region: 114-1505 (463 amino acids)
Biological process (GO): transcription elongation by RNA polymerase II; post-transcriptional tethering of RNA polymerase II gene DNA at nuclear periphery; poly(A)+ mRNA export from nucleus
Cellular component (GO): transcription export complex 2
Molecular function (GO): RNA binding; double-stranded DNA binding
Source: RefSeq, a predicted model, not a curated record